AUGUGGAGUAGAUGGUGUAGUGCUGGUGGCGGUGUUGGAUCACUGAGGCAAAGGGUAUGUGCUACUCUUAAUGGAAUCCAUGGUAAAGGGGGAAAGCUUCAUCCUUUUGAUCCCCUUUUGUGGGGCUUGAGAGAUUUUGCAGUGGAAUGCGGUGGAAGGAGAGGAGGGGUGGCAUCUUUAUCAGUUACUGUGCUGAACCAGAUCAAGAGGGAUGUGUCUUCCUCAACUUUUGUUUCAUCGCCUGCUGGUGGCAACUCUAGUUCAUCUGGGAAUGGUAGUGUCAGCAAUAUUGCAGGGCCGGUGAAGAAUCAACGGCUGAAUCUAAAAAUAACUGGUAAAAGCCAUGUGAAGCCUAACGAGAAAAUUGGGAAGAAGGAGUAUCAACUGGUCACGUUUGAUCUACCCUACCUAUGUUUUUACUACCACCAGAAGCUACUUUUUUACAAAGGGGAUGACUUUGAGGGAAUGGUGAAGAAAUUGAAAGAUGGGCUUAGCGUGGUCUUGAAGGAUUUCCAUCAACUAGCUGGUAAGCUAGGGAAAGAUGAGGAGGGGGUGUUCAGAGUUGAAUAUGAUGAUGACAUGGCUGGUGUUGAGGUCACAGAGGCAGUUUUUGAUGAGAUUGAGGUAGCAGAUCUAAUUGUGCCAGAGACAAACAGCAUUUUGAAUGAGUUUGUGCCGCACAAUGGGAUCUUGAAUUUUGAAGGGAUGCACAGGUCCUUGCUGGCUGUUCAGUUGACCAAGAUCAAAGAUGGACUCGUAAUUGGAUGCGCGUUCAACCACGGGGUGCUUGAUGGGACCUCCACGUGGCACUUCAUGACCUCAUGGGCUGAGACAUGCCGUGGCGCUCCUUCCACGUCAGCUCCACCUUUCCUUGAACGGACCAAGGCCCGAAACACACGCGUGAAGUAUGACCUCCCUCUUCCUUCGGGCCCAACAGCCUCAAGUAACGAUGAUGCGAAACCCAAGCCUGUCUCACCACUGAGGGAAAAAAUCUUCGGAUUCUCAGACUUAGCCAUUGAGAAAAUAAAGUCAACAGUCAACAAAACCCCGCCAUCAGACGGCUCAAAACCAUUCUCCACAUUCCAGGCUCUCUCGGUUCAUAUUUGGCGUCAUGUAAGCCAUGCACGUAACCUUAAAUCUGAAGACCACACCGUAUUCAUCGUCUUUAUGAAUUGUCGGAAACGGGUUGACCCGCCGAUGCCGGAGACUUACUUCGGAAACUUGAUUCAAGCCAUAUUUCCGGUGACGGCAGCCGGGUUAUUGUGGGACCAGCCGCCACAGUUUGGUGCUUCGUUGAUUCAGAAAGCGAUUGAAGGACACAAUGCGAAAGCCAUUGAUGAACGUAACAAAAGGUUCGAAAGUGCACCAAAGAUAUUUGAAUUCAAAGAUGCAGGGGUGAAUAGUGUGUUUGUUGGAAGCUCACCAAGGUUUAAGGUUUACGAUGUGGAUUUUGGAUGGGGGAAGCCACAAAAUGUUAGGAGUGGAAGUAAUAACAAGUUUGAUGGGAGGAUUUGUUUGUAUCCAGGGAGGAAUGGUGGGAAGAGCAUUGAUGUGGAGCUAACCUUGGAAUCUGAAGCUAUGGGGAGAUUGGAGCAAAAUAAAGAAUUUCUAAUGGAGAUUUAG
Molecule: messenger RNA, 1623 nt
Organism: Gastrolobium bilobum
Lineage: Eukaryota; Viridiplantae; Streptophyta; Magnoliopsida; Fabales; Fabaceae
Product: BAHD acyltransferase DCR-like
Exons: 3
Coding region: 1-1623 (540 amino acids)
Source: RefSeq, a predicted model, not a curated record